AGAGAGAGAGGCAGGACUGAGGGGUUGAAUGGGGUCCAGAGGACUGGGAGCAGCAUGCGAUGGACACAUGGGAAGAUGAUCCGGCUGACCAGCGUACGUGCCUCAUCUGUGGCGACCGCGCCACCGGCCUCCACUAUGGCAUCAUCUCCUGCGAGGGCUGCAAAGGCUUCUUCAAGCGCAGCAUCUGCAACAAGCGCGUCUACCGCUGCAGCCGCGACAAGAACUGCGAGAUGUCGCGCAAGCAGCGCAACCGCUGCCAGUACUGCCGGCUGCUCAAGUGUCUGCAGAUGGGCAUGAACCGCAAAGCGAUCAGGGAGGACGGCAUGCCGGGGGGGCGGAACAAAAGCAUCGGGCCCGUGCAGAUCACCGAGGAGGAGAUCGAGCGCAUCAUGUCGGGCCAGGAGUUCAAGGACGAAGUCCCGGAGCUCACCUGGGGCCCCAACGGGGACAGCGACCACAGCUCGCCCAGCAACGGGGCCUUGGAGGGCAACCAGCCGUCGCCCGCCUCCAUGCUGUCAUCCAACCGCUCCGGGGAGGUGAACGGCUACACGGCGGCGCUGCGUGACCAGUACAUCAACACCUCCAUGUCCACCCACUACCAGCUGCUGCCUCACCUGUUCAGCUACGCGGCCCAGUCGGGCCUGCUGGCCCCGCAGCCGCGCGGCCUCUACCCCCAGUCCCACCAACUGGUGCUGCAGCUGGUGGCGGCCGAAGACCUGGCCCCCCUGGCCACCCCCAUGCUCAUAGAAGAUGGGUACAAGGUGACGCAGGUGGAGCUCUUCGCCCUGCUGUGCCGCCUGGCGGACGAGCUUCUGUUCCGCCAGAUCUCCUGGAUCAAGAAGCUGCCGUUCUUCUGCGAGCUCUCCAUCGAGGACUACACCUGCCUGCUGAGCUCCACCUGGCAGGAGCUCAUCCUGCUGUCCUGCCUCACCAUCUACAGCGCGCAGAUCUUCGGGGACCUGGCGGACGUCACCGCCAAGUACACGCCGUCGGACGACGAGCUGCAGGGCUUCAGUGAAGACGGCAUGGAGGUGAUGGAGAGGCUGAUUUAUCUGUUUCGUAAGUUCCACCAGCUGAAGAUCAGCAACGAGGAGUACGCCUGCAUGAAGGCCAUCAACUUCCUCAACCAAGACAUCAGAGGGCUGUCCAACGUGUCCCAGCUGGAGCAGCUCAACAAGCGCUACUGGUACGUGUGCCAGGACUACGCCGAGUACAAGUACCCGCACCAGCCCAAGCGCUUCCCCGAGAUCAUGAUGUGUCUGCCGGAGAUCCGCUGCAUCGCGGGGAAGCUGGUGAACGUGCCCCUGGAGCAGCUCCCCCUCCUGUUCAAAGCAGUGUUGCACUCCUGUAAAUCCAGCCUGACCAGCUACCGGACCCCCGGCCCGUCGCCCUGCGUGACCGCCGCCUCCGGGAACUAGACCCCCCCCUGACCCCCGACCCCGAGCCGAGGGACCGGUCUCCCCUCUCGUGAAUGUGACAAGCAGCUAGUUUGUUUUUUGUAACUUGUUUCCUUAUCUAUUUAUUCCAGGACCGAGCUGAAUGUAUGCUGAUUACACUGUGCACAUGCUUCUGUACUGAACAAAUGCUCGUAGAUGCGUUGGUCUUUGGAGUUUACAAGUGUGUAUCCAGUUUGCUCAAUGUGUCCGUGUUGCUAUUGUUAGAGCUAGACUUUAAAAGAGUUUAUUUUAUUCAGACGGGGCGGAUCGACACUACCUCAGGAAAAUGUUGUUGCUAUGUUCAGGUACCUUUUUGUUUGUUUUUUGUUUCUGUUAAAUGAAGUACGCAACCGGAUCCCGGCGGACGCCUUGACCCUCAAUCACAGGCUGAAUGUUCAAAGGAGCUGCGGGAAUCAAAUAUUAUAAAUCGGUGUUUUAUUGCACUGAAGAUGCAAAAUUCAGCUACUUCACCGACGUGGCCCCGGACCCCCCUCCUGCCAACGGGAGGUGGGCCGGCCCGUCUCACAUUCCAGGGGUCAAGGUGCCGGAUGAUGGAUUUAUGGGAACUUCAUUGAAGAAGAGAAAGAAAAGGAUCUUACGGGUAUUUUUUACAAUCAGACUGGGGAUGUAAAGGCGUUGAAGCCGGGGAACGGGAGGAUAGGUUUGGUGUUUUUAGUUUGAUUGUUUUUCUCUUUUUGACCAAAGUGUUAUGCAAUGCUUUAUUCAGACGCCCAUGGAUGGGUAAGGGGAGGGGCCGAGAGCCCCCGCCCCGCCCCCCCCCACAGAGAAGGUUUCUUAUCAAUGAAGGAUAAGAGAUGAAUCGCGGUGUGUCCGAGGGGGGGCGCCCCCUGCUGGACUUCAUUGUAAAUGUUGCUAACCGCGCGCACACACACAGUCCGGUGCUCCCGGUAGGCGUGGCGACGUCGGACCGCUCGGUGCCAGAACCUCGACGCCGACCGGUUCUGCUCAAAGUUCCGGUCCACGUUUAAUUUAAGAUGCGUGACGUCUAGCGUUUUCCCCCAACUUAUUCAGAACAAACCAGAACGACAUGUCUGGUGUUUUAACGGGUCAUCAAGUAUGUGCACCUGGCCUAACUAGAACCAAAGUGGAACCGACGGAACCGGGUUCAAGUCUGACCCGGAGGCCCCCCCCCCCCCCACGGGGCUCAGCUCUAGCUAGCGCUAGCUUCCGUUAGCGUAGCCUCAAACCAAAUGGGACCUGUCAAGCGUUUCAUUGGCCAGUUCAGAGGGACUCGCGCUGUUCUCCGGUCUCGUCAGGUCCAAUCAAAACUUUGCACAGACCCGAGACCGGGAGCAGUUUGAGUGGGACCAGAUCCAAAAGGACUCUGGUUCAGGUUCUGGUCCUCGACUGAACCGGCUCAUAAAAGGUUUCAGGGAUGGAUUCAGGUCUCAGUGAAUCCAGGUUUGAGUCCCCUCUGUGACCGAUAUGCACAUAGUUUAGGAGAAGCCCCCGAAGGUGGUCUUCAUCGUGGACUACGAGAAGACCACUUCAAAGCCCUUGAAGUGGUCUUCUUCUCGUGGGCUCCUCCAGGUUUAUAUUUUUGCCAUUUCAAGAUGUAUGAAAUGGUUUUGAAGUGCAGACGGCAUGCGGUCCUCGCAACGACUCUUUUUUUGCACACGACGGGGAGGCUCGGAGACCUUGACCUUUGACCUCGGCCACUGCCCGCCCAGUGUGUUCCUCUCUCAGGUCCCUGCCGGCCUGAAUCUAAACAGGGUAAAGUUGAGUGUUCCUCAGUGGCCAUGCUGACGUAGUAUUAGUAGACGUAGGUGCGGGACAUCGUAGGUCCUCCGUAGAAGUGUUUUCCCCCUUUUUCGACUUUAUUUCUGUCCUUAAGCCCCGCCCCCUUUCAUUCAGUGAAACGCAGUUUGGAGAUUUCUCUCUUGGCUUUUGGAGGCGGAGCUUCAGAACCUCAGUGUUCUUCUUUGACGCGUUUCACUUCCUCUUUUGUUUUUUAUACAUUUUCUCAUGUACCUUUCUUUGUAGUUAUGAUGUGAAUGUAUUUUUUUGUUUUCACGAAUCCAUUGUUUUUAUUUUUUGGGAGUGGGGAGGCGAUCAUCUAUCUCAGCUUUGAAUGAAUUCUUGACUCAUUCCCGUGUCCUCUGUAUUUUACGGCAGAUCGUAUCAUGCGGGUAACGUCAGCUCCGAAGCCUUUUAUGUGUUGUUUGAAUCAUUUUACAAUUCAGAUGUGACUCUUUGAGGCUCUAAAGCCGAAUGAAAUCACUUAUGUUCCACCACCCUGAGAACACUUCCUCUCCUUUUCUUAGAACAUGCAUCGUCAUCACUCAGGCUUCUGGGGCUUCAGGGGAAGAACACGCCACGCAGCGACGCCGCUUGGUUUUAUUUGUCCAGUUUAAAAAAUUCCUGCCGCCCCCCCAAAAACAAGGCGUGUGCAUGGAAUUUAAUCCAAAUUCAAGCAGAUAAAACAACAAAAAAAUCUGUUUUUGACCUCUUAAUGAACUUUAAACCCUUUAGAAGACGAUCUCAGGGAUGUGAACACGCACCAGAUGCCUGAGUGAUGCGCUGCCUCUUUAAAACACUAUAAAUCUCUCUGAGGAAACAGUCGAGUUUCAUAUCUUUUCUACCGUGAAUAUCAGAGCGACGGUCACCAGCCGUCUGACGUACAGUAGAAGUAGAAGAAGAGGAAGAGGAGAGGUUCAGGGUGGCCGACAACAAAGUCAGUAGCUCCAGGAAUGCGCUGCACAUCAGACGGCUGGACGAGGAUCUGACGUCUUUGAACGCAGCGCCUCACGAUGCGAGCGGUCACAUGACGCCGUCGGCCGCUGAACAAAGGCUUCUUCUUAUUCCUCUGUUUGUUUCUGCAGACGAGGGGACAUGUUGUUGUUAUGCAUUUGCAAUUUGUUUACUGAAACUACCUUUUUUUAUUUGUCGCCCCGUUACUUUUCUUUCAAUAGUUGAUUUUUGUUCUUUCUGCUUAUGUUUUGGUUUCAUUUCCCCGAUGGGGUGACGUCGCCUCCGUAUUAUACGCCCCCGUUUCCCUCUUCUUCUUUUUUUAAACUGGAGUCAACGUGUUGCCUCACACAGCUCUACCUCACUCGCCUGCUGGCAGCAGCUGGUAUUACACUGACCUCCGUUCAGGGAUCCUCUACCUCCUCUGGUUUCACGUGGAACUGGAGUUCUCUUUUUUUAUUUCACUCGAUGACAGAAUGCCGAUGACGAGACGCCGUUAGCGGCUCGAUUGACCAACGUUGACCUUUCGUGAUUGGCCGUUUGCCGUGUUCUCCGUGUUCAUGACGUCAUCACAUGACGCCGUGCUCCCCGGUUGUGGAGCUCAGUCGAUGAGUCUUUUGAUGUAUCAUCAACCGGAGGGUUUCCAUGUGACGUCGUCGUCCAAUGAGAGCGCAGCACAGGAAGCUGUUGGCGCUCCAGGUGACCUGCAGCACGCGGCCACGGCGAGAGCUCGUAACCCAACGUGUAGUUGAGCUUACGGUCCAACCUCCGACUGUAGCCGCCUGCUGCACGUCCUGAUGCAUGAUGGGAAAUCGUGGGGAGCAAUCUUGACGUAUCUCAGGGAAGAAAUUCGAUUGGCGGCCAGCCUCCGCGUUCUGUCGUUACUUUAACUACCUGUGAAGAAUGUGAUCAUUACGUGUUAAAAGCAUGUUUAGAAUGUGUUAGGACUUGAAACCAAAUAAAUGUGAACGUUAUGCAAGUGUA
Messenger RNA from Pseudoliparis swirei, 5129 nucleotides. RefSeq names its product nuclear receptor subfamily 6, group A, member 1a (gene nr6a1a). Gene Ontology annotation, molecular function: sequence-specific DNA binding; zinc ion binding; DNA-binding transcription factor activity. The transcript has 9 exons. The coding region runs from base 60 to 1418 and encodes 452 amino acids. The record is from RefSeq and is a predicted model, not a curated record. Gene Ontology annotation, biological process: regulation of DNA-templated transcription. Lineage: Eukaryota; Metazoa; Chordata; Actinopteri; Perciformes; Liparidae.